AUGCCUGCAGCUCACUCCCAAACACAAGCAGCCCCUCCACCACUUCUACCGCGAGCAAGCGGAUCUUCAGGGGAUGCCGCGAGGGGAAGCAGCAGCGUUAGCGACAUCAGCAAUGAGGAGACACCUUGCCGGCCCCCCCCAUCCCCUGAUUUCCCAGUUUCGCACCGCAACUACGCAGGGAGUAGCAGGCCGGGGGGAGCGCCGCCUUCUGGCUGGGGGGGAGCUGCACCCCACACUUCACCGCAUUACGUGCACAGCAGGGCGUCCUCACGCAGGUACCAGGAAGAGGGACUUCCUGCACACUACGGAGGGGAGGGGGGCCCUCCACCAAGGAACGUGUCCUUUGGUUUAGACGCCUGCUCUCCCUACGCAGAGAACAGGGCCCCCCGUCCUCCGCUACACGCCACUCCAGAGGCGCCACCACCCCCUCUCCCCCGUGGCGAGCCGCAGAGACACGCGAGGGGCCCCAGGGGACAGACUGGGAGGUGGAUGUUCUAA
Cyclospora cayetanensis is the source of this 498-nucleotide messenger RNA. RefSeq names its product splicing factor 3B subunit 4-like. Bases 1 to 498 code for a protein of 165 amino acids. The record is from RefSeq and is a predicted model, not a curated record. Lineage: Eukaryota; Apicomplexa; Conoidasida; Eucoccidiorida; Eimeriidae. The transcript is spliced from 2 exons.